This is a messenger RNA of Vigna unguiculata (cowpea), 708 nucleotides long. Its product is annotated as UDP-glucosyl transferase 73CC6-like. The record is from RefSeq and is a predicted model, not a curated record. Gene Ontology annotation, molecular function: UDP-glucosyltransferase activity. Lineage: Eukaryota; Viridiplantae; Streptophyta; Magnoliopsida; Fabales; Fabaceae.
AUGACAGCGGUUAUUUCCAGCUUUUGGCUUCGGGUCCACAACCGAGGCAUAUACGACCGAGUAGCCUCUUCUCCUUUCCCCUUCAAACCACCACAACUCCAAUCUGCCACCGCACGCCCCCAUCAAAUCUCACUGGUUCAGCUCUCACGCUUGGUCGCCUCACGUGAACAGCACGUAACAAUCGUCACCACUCCCGGCAACGCCGAACUCUUUCAGAAAACCAUCGACGACGACAUAGCCUUCGACCACCACAUCUGCGUCCACCUCAUCAAAUUCCCCAACACCCGUGUGGGUCUACCGGAAGCUGUGGAAAAUCUGGUUUCAACCACCAUGAGCACCACCGCCGCAAAAAUCCACAUGGCAGCGCACUUCAUCCAGCCUCAGAUCGAAGCUGUCCUGAAAGAGUCUCAUCCCAAUGUCUUCAUCCCCGACAUCCUCUUCACCUGGAGCAAGGACCUAUCCAAGACUUUUCAAAUCCCGAGGCUCGUCUUCAACCCUAUACCCAUCUUCGACAUGUGUAUGAUCCAGGCCAUUAAAACCCACCCCCGAAGCCUUUCUCUUCGAUUUCGCGCCGUACCAGAUUCCCGGUCUCCCUCACCCUCUCACUUUACCGGUGAAACCCUCGUUGGGUUUCACAACAUUAGGGUUUCGCAGCGCUCACGGAGUCUCUUCUCAAAGAUGAAGAGGACAAUCAUGGAGUCAUCGUGA